AUGGCUGGAAGAUUACACCAAUUCGAUUAUAUCGUGGCUCUUUCCAUGAUCUUUGCAUUCUUAGAUGCUUGGAAUAUUGGUGCAAAUGAUGUUGCUAACUCUUUUGCUUCUUCUGUCUCUUCAAGAUCUUUGAAAUAUUGGCAAGCUAUGAUUUUAGCUGCUUUGAUGGAAUUUUUAGGUGCUGUCUUAGCUGGUUCAAGAGUUUCGGAUACUAUUAGAUCUAAAAUUAUUGAUAUUUCCACUUUUAAAGAUGAUCCUGCUGUUUUAUUAUUAACUAUGGCUUGUGCUUUAGUUGGUUCUUCAUUAUGGUUAACUUUAGCCACUUCUUUUGGUUUACCAGUUUCCGCUACUCAUUCUAUUGUUGGUGCAGUUAUCGGUUCUGGUAUUGCUGCUGUUGGUGCUAAAAACAUUCAUUGGGGUUGGAACGGGUUUUCACAAAUUGUUGCCUCAUGGUUUAUUGCCCCAGCUAUUGCAGGUUGUUUUGCUUCAAUUUUGUUUUUAAUUUCUAAAUAUUGUGUUUUGGAAAGAAAACAUAACUUGAGAAAUGGGUUAAUUUUAAUGCCAAUCUUGAUCUUUAUCACUUUUUCAAUCUUAACCAUGUUGAUUACAUGGAAAGGUGCUCCAAAUUUACAUUUGAACAACUUAUCUGAUGGUGCUAUUGCUGGUUCAAUCGUUGGUGUUGGUGCUGUUGCAUCUAUUAUCUACUUUAUCUUUUUAUUCCCAUACUUUAGAAGACGUUUGAUUUUCCAAGAUUGGAGAUUAAAAUGGUAUCAUGUCUUCCUUGGUCCAACUUAUUAUUUCGCUCCAACUGAUGAUAUCCCACCAAUUCCAAAAGGUCAUAUGUUGGUUCCAGAUUAUUAUGCAGAUUUACAAAACUUGGAAUCUAAAUAUAACAAUGACCUUGAUGUUGAAAGACAACAAACUGCUGCUAGCUCCACUGCUGCUUCUCCAAAUGCUCCAUUAGAAAAGAAACAAACUACAAAACAAUUAUGGUGGUCAUUAGCUAAACAACCAAAACAAUGGCCAAGAUUAAUCUGGUUGAUGCUCAUCCAUGGUUGGACUCAAGAUGUUAUUUCAAACCAAAUGCAUGCCACUGGUGCUUUAUCUGGUAACUUGAAAGAUAUGCAUGCUCGUUCCAAAUAUUAUGAUAACAAGAUUGAAUACUUGUUUUCUUUAUUACAAGCCAUUACUGCCUGUACCAUGUCUUUUGCCCAUGGUUCAAAUGAUAUUGCUAAUGCUGCUGGUCCAUUAUCCACCAUUUGGAACAUUUACACCACAAACAAGGUUGAUAAAAAAGCUGACGUCCCAGUCUGGGUCUUGUGUUACACUGCUGCUGCUUUAGUCAUUGGUGUUUGGACUUAUGGUUAUAACAUUAUGAGAAACUUGGGUAAUAGAUUAAUUUUACAAUCCCCAUCAAGAGGUUUCUCUAUUGAAUUAGGUGCUGCUGUUACCACUGUCAUGGCUACUCAAUUGGCUAUCCCAGUCUCUACUACUCAAUCAGCUGUUGGUGCUACUGUCUUUGUUGGUUUAUGUAACAAGGAUAUUAAAUCAGUCAACUGGAGAAUUGUUGCUUAUUGUUACUUUGGUUGGAUCUUUACUUUACCAUGUGCCGGUAUUAUGGCUGGUAUUUUGAAUGGUAUUAUCUUAAAUGCUCCAAACAAAGGUCAACUUUAUCAAUUGGAAUAA
Molecule: messenger RNA, 1686 nt
Organism: Hansenula anomala
Lineage: Eukaryota; Fungi; Ascomycota; Saccharomycetes; Phaffomycetales; Wickerhamomycetaceae
Gene: PHO89
Product: Pho89p
Exons: 2
Coding region: 1-1686 (561 amino acids)
Biological process (GO): phosphate ion transmembrane transport
Cellular component (GO): membrane
Source: RefSeq, a predicted model, not a curated record